AGAAAAAAGUUAAGAUUAUUAAAAGGAAAGAAGAAAAUAAGAACUUAACUUAUACAGAUUUGGCCAAAGAAUAUGAUAUUGAUAGAUCUACAAUAAGCAAUAUUUUGCGAGAUAAAAAUAAUCAUCUUCAGUUAUAUAAUACUACAUCUGCUUAUAUACAACAACAUGUUCACUUACAAAAUAGACAGUUUCAUAUUAUUGAUAAGGCUGUUUAUAAGUUAUUUUUAGAACUACAUUCUCAUAAUGUUCCUGUAUCUGGAUUUCAACAAAGAUUUGGUAUUAGUUCAAAGACCAUAUCUGGAGAAAGUGAAUCAGCUAAUAAAGCUGCAAUUGAAAGUAGACGAUGCCAUUUUCAAGAAUUACUUAAUAAUUAUUAUCUUGAUAAUAUUCUUAAUGCUAAUAAGACAGGCCUUUAUUUUCAUCUUGGACCAAAUAAAACACUUGCAUCUAAAAAUGAUACUGCUAAAGAAUAUAAAAAAGACAAGUCAUGUCUUACUAUACUUCUUUGCUGUAAUGCAUCAGGAACUCAAAAAUUUAAACCAUUUGUAAUUAGCAAAAGUGCAUGUCCAAAUCAAGUUAAUCAGUCUACAAUUCUUUUAACUGAUAAUUGUAGUGCAUAUUCAAGCCCUAAAUUGCAAAAUAUUAAAUUAAAAUUUUUACCACCUAAUAUUACAUCAGUUAUUCAACUAUGUGAUGCUAGUAUUAUUAAAAAUUUCAAAGUUAAUUAUCAUAAAUUACUAGUAACAAAAUGGAUAAAUGAAGUAGAAAUAUUGUCAUCAACAAUUGUUCACUGUUGGAAGAAAACAAAAAUACUUCUGUUAGAGAUAAAUUUAACUACUGAUACAAAUAAUAAUAAUAAUUUCGAUGAACUUGAGCAGUUAUUAGAAGAAUUAGAAAUGUCAUAUGAUUAUAUUAAAUUAUCAGCCGAAGAAUAUGUAGAACAAGGUUUGAUUAAUAAUAAAGAUUCAAAUAAUGAAGCUGAUGAUGAAGAGGAGAAAGAAAUUAUAGAUGAUUUAGUUUCAUAUAAUGAGGGAAAAAAAGCAUUAGAAGUAGCAAAAAAAUAUCUUGAGCAAUCACAAUUUGCUACUAAGAAUGAUAUUUAUUUGCUGUGA
Cetraspora pellucida is the source of this 1112-nucleotide messenger RNA. Lineage: Eukaryota; Fungi; Glomeromycota; Glomeromycetes; Diversisporales; Gigasporaceae. The record is from the annotation of a GenBank genome assembly.